AUGAAGAACUGUAAGAGACCACGGACGAUUCAAACUCCUUCGACGGAUGAUUAUUCGGAGGAAGAGAUUCAACGAGGUUGUAAAUUCCUGAGAAACCUGUAUCAGACCGUUGACAAGAAACUCUUCCGUCUAUUUGCGUACGCAACGGAGUCGUAUCAGUCUGGUUCUUUAGACAACACGGCUUUCAAAAACAGAGUCGCUUUUCUUCUCCGUGAUCACGACGUUUUGCUAGAAGAGUUUCGUCGUCUCUAUUCGGAUUCAACCAGAGAGAAGAAGAAGAAGAAAUCAGACGUGGAGCGAACGGUUGAGUUCAUAAACAAACUCGAAGCGUUGGGUGAGAAUGUAUACAAAGCUUUCGUCGAUGCGUUAUGGUACGACGGCGAUUUCGAGGUUCUGAUUGAACAGCUCCAAGAGCCUCUGAGAGAAGAGUUUAAAACGUUUCUAAUCGAAUCCGGUUUCCUCAAAAGAAAACGCGGUUUGGAAACGGCGGCACCGCCAAAUACUCCAGAGGACAACGUGACGCCGUCGUAUUGGAUUAGACCUGAAGCUAAAGCUGGAGAAGGGUCUUGUUCUCAUGAGGUUUUAAACGGGAAAUACUAUUCGAAAGGUCGGUAUGAUGAUCCGGAGACAGUAGGAGAGAAGAGGAGUAAACCGUAUCGCGAUGUGAGGAUGAAUAACCGGGAGGACAGGUUAAUGGAGGAAGACAUGUUCUUGAGAGCCCUAACUUUGGUCGUUGAGUUUGGGGAGAAUGUCAUGAAUAAAGAGGAGCUUGGUCAGAAGCUGCCGUUGAGGUUUAAUGAUGUCGUGGAGUGGUUUUACCAAGGCAAGAAGGUGCCACAAAUCUUUAAGACAGAUCCGAAACGUGGGUUAAAAGUUAUCUUACCUAGGCUGCAGAGUUUAGAGGAAGUGAUGAGAAAGGAGAAAGAGGCUAGGGUUUUAAGACGCUAUGAACGUGUGAUGAAUCGGAAGAAGUGA
Molecule: messenger RNA, 975 nt
Organism: Microthlaspi erraticum
Lineage: Eukaryota; Viridiplantae; Streptophyta; Magnoliopsida; Brassicales; Brassicaceae
Source: the annotation of a GenBank genome assembly